UGGAGGAGAGGACUUGAUAAUAUGGUGAAUGUUGAAACCACAAUGUUCAUGUGAAACUUUUGUAAGAUUGUAUAUCAAUGAUGCUUUAAUUAAAAAAAAUAACGUACCUGUUGAUUCAUUUUUUAUAUGUCUAUAUAGACAAUCAUAUCAUGCCCAAAUAAUGACAUUUUUGUUUUUCCCUUUCCAAUCCCCCAACCCCCCAAUUUUUACUAUCCUGGCAAAGACUUUAAUUGCAUCCUCACCUUGUUCCUAGUCUUAAGAGCAUUCCAGCAUUUCACAUUUUAACUCCAGUUUGCUAUGUUUUAGGUACUUUCAAAAAAUAAAUCAAGCUAAGGAAGAUCCCUUUUACUCCUAAUUUGCCAACAUUUAAAAAGAAAAUCACGACUGGGUAUUAAUAUUAAAUAAUUUUUCUGUGUCUAUUGAGAUAAUUAUUUAAUAACAAAUGUAACACAUAAAAACUUGUGGAAGGGUACAAACUAUAUUUUGGAGGAAAUUUACAGUAAUUAAAUACUAAAGAAAAGAAGAAAAGCUAAACUGAAUGAGCUAGCCAUCCAAAUUAAGAAGUUAAAAAAAUAGAAUAAAACUCAAAAAGAAAACAAUAAAGGUGAUGGCAGAAAUUUACAGACUAUAUAACAAUCAUAUAAUAAUAGAAAAGAACUUGUUCUUUCAGAUACUCAUAAAAUAAAUCAAACUGGCAAUGUUAAUAAGGAGAAAAGGAAGAAAGCACAAAUGUAUUAGUAAUAAAGCAGAUCCCUUACUAUAAAUGCAGCAGAGAUUAUAAAUAUGACAAUAGUUGCAUGUUAAUAAACUUGAAAACUUAGAUGAAAUGGGUAAGUGCCAAGGAGAAAUUAUCAAGCAUAACUCAAAAGGAGUAGAAAAUCAAAAUUGUUCUAUCAGUAAAUAAAUAAACUCUAUAGUUAAAAAAUGUCAGUCAUAGACCUAGGUGCUUUAUAGACAAAUUGUACCAAAGAUUUAAGGACAGAACAUUUCAGUCUUACACAGAAAAGGAGGAAACGUUCCUCAAAUCACUUUAUGAGACUAGCAAAGUCGAUAUUAGAUAAAGUACAGGAAACGAAUAUUACUGAUGUUUCUCAGUCAUGAAAUUAGUUGCAAAAUUGAAUGUUAGCUAACAAAAUCCAGCAAUGAGUUAAAUACAUAUACAUAUAUUAUAUAAUAUAUUAUCAACAUACACAGACACCCAGGAAUGCAAGACUGUCUUAAAUUGAAAAGUUUGAUUAAUGUAAUUUGCCACAUUGAUAAGUCAACUCAUUACAUCUAUGAUAAAUCUCACUUUGGUUGCAGAUAAAUUAGAACCAUGCCUCCUGCCCCCACCUACUACAUCACAUCAGUUGAGACUUAGUCCUUUGAUUUGACAUAGAGGAAAAUACAGGGAGAGUAGUGAGGGCAGUUUCGGGGGCACGUGGGAGGCCGGGCAGGAGUGAGACCAGGGCAGGUGACGGCAUCUGGACGGGGCAGCUGUCAGGGCCAGAGGCAGUGUGGCUAAGCAGCAGAUACGGCUUUGCGGUGUCUCACCGACGCUACUCACCCCACCAACCGACGCCGCCAGCGCUCACCAGCAACCCCUUGGCCCCCGCCCUCCGCCAUCAGCUGUCUGCAGCCUCCAGGGCGCCCCUCACCAGGACCUGGUGCCCUCUCUCCGACGACGGCCUGUCCUCGCAGCAGCAGCUCCUGGCAGUUAACAAGAAAUUGAAGGUUAUUGGAAAAAGCUUUCAGUAUGGACUACACGGAGGAAGUUAUUUGUCAAUUCAGAUUUGGUAACAAGAAAUUCCCAGGUCUGAGAAGGUUCAAUACACAGCAGCAGAUAACUAGAAUGUCCCUCAUUCACAAAGGACACUGGCCUGCUUUCACAACCUUCUUCUAGAUCCUUCUAUCCCAUGGGUGACUUCAGUGUCCCCACAAAUAAACCUUACAGUAUUCUUGUCUCCACCUCCCCACACUCAGUGAUGUCCAUGUAUAGGCCCCCUCAGCUGCCCUCUUUCAGUUUACCAAAGGGCUGGGUUUCCUUGAAAUUGUAAAGACUCCGUGGGAGGGUUUGGGAUAAGGGACAAACGGCGGCCUCAUCUGACCACCCCUUCAAACUCCUGCCUGGGUUGCCCACAGGGAGAACACUGGGCAAAGCUGCAGUUCACAAGGUUGCCAUGGCAACCUAUUGUCCAUCAUAAUGGACAUACCUCAGCAGGACGGGGUGAAGGUGCAUAAAUAGUGGGGCCAUCACCCCACAGCCAACCACUUGCUACUUGGACCCACAGGGCAGGUAUCAGGUGGCUGCUUGCAGGUGCAAGAUAUAUCGAUUAAAGCGUGAGUAGAGCUGAGGAUGGGAGCGCCGAGGACCCUGAGCACAGGAGGAAGCAGAGGAGGUGUUGGCUUGAGGUGGCCUGCAGCUUACGGGGCCCAUCUGGGCCCCCAGGUACUGGGCCGAGGCAAGAACAGCGGCCCCAGGAUGCUGGGCCCCAUGCUCGUCUUCCUGCUGCUGCUGCUGCCGUCUCUGCUCCUGACCACCAGGAGCACCCUCCACCGCUACCCCACCCAGGACCAAGGUCACCACCCCAGCUCCAGGCUCCAGGAGAGCCCAGCAGAUGGGGACUCCUGCUGGAGCACUUACGACGUGUACUUCAUCCUAGACUCGUCACACAGUGUAAACAACAACUGGGAGUCCACACAGAGCUUUGUGAAGGAUUUGGUGAACAGAUUUAAUAACCCCAAACAGCGUAUGUCAUUCAUUACCUACUCGACGCACGGCCAUGUCAAUAUGCAGCUGACCUCGGACAGAAAAAAAAUAAACAAUGCUCUUGUUGAAUUGUUACAUGUAACACCUUCAGGAGCCAUAAAUAUGCAGCACGGAUUGAAAAAGGCCAAUGAGCAGAUCAAAAGAACGAGUGCUGCAGGAGCGAAGGUCCCCAGCCUCAUCAUUGUGCUGACAGGUGAACAACUGCUGCCAGAAUCGUUUGCACAGACACAAGUUGAAGCUGCAAAAUCCAAGCAGUUGGGGGCAACUCUGUAUUUCGUGGGUGUGCAAAAUUAUCAGCUAUCCCAGCUGUUGGAAAUUGCUGGUGAAGAGAAUCAUCCGUUUCAAGUGGACAGUGGAUACCCUGGACUGGAAGACAUCGUUGACCCACUCAUCGGGAGGUCUUGCGUGCAGAUUAUAUCUGUGGAUUUCUCCCCUAUCUGCACUGGAGGUAAAAAGGACAUCAAGGUUAUUGGAAAAGGUUUUCAGGACAGACACCAGGAUGAAGUUCUCUGUCAGUUUCGAGUUCGAAAGGAAACCAUCCGAAUAAAGGCUAUAUCCGUGGAAGAUACCUCCAUUACCUGCCCAGGACCAAAGAUAAAUAAUCCAGGCCAGGCCGUCUUCAUCGAUAUCAGCCUGGAUAAUGGCCUCACGUUCAUCAAGACGGAUUUAGAUGUCAGCAGGGGGAGCUGUGUGACUUCCAGGGAGGGGACCCCACCUGCCCUACUGGGUGCCAUACCACACGCUAUACAGCGACGAGCCCUUCCAGAUGCUGUGUCGAAAGACACACGGAAUACUCACCCAGAUGGGGUACCUCUCAUCUCACUGUUCCCCAGUUUCAAGACUCUCUACUGGGCUGUGCCCCUCCUGGUGCUGCCCUGUUUCCUGGUGCUGUGCUGCUGUAUCUGGCGAUGGCGCACUAAAAGCUGCCCAGUGUCACCACAGAUGUGCCCCAUGGUGAUCGUGUCAUGCUGUGGGAAUCAUGAUAAAGAGAAGAUAAAGGAACCAGAGAGGUGUGAUUGUGCCGUCCCCCUAAUGAUGCCCUAUGGUGGGUCGUUGUCCUGCGGCACAUGGAUCUACCAUCAACCCAGCUGUCACUGCUCCCACUUCAGCAGCACCUGCUCACGGUGCCACGGUGCCCAACCCAACUGCUGCCAGCUGAACGGGGCCCCUCGCACCUGCUGCCGCCUGCAUCCUCUGGAAAGCUGCUUUGAGACUCUCACCCCAUAACACAAUCUCUACAGCACCAAACCCCAAUAUUGUUUUUAGUUUGUGUGUGUCUGUUUUUUAAUUUUGGUAUGAUUAAUAUACACUUAAAUGAGCAACAUUGUGGUUAUUAGAUUCUCCCCAUUAUCAAGUCCCCACCAUAUAC
Molecule: messenger RNA, 4118 nt
Organism: Manis pentadactyla (Chinese pangolin)
Lineage: Eukaryota; Metazoa; Chordata; Mammalia; Pholidota; Manidae
Product: anthrax toxin receptor-like
Exons: 17
Coding region: 2336-3976 (546 amino acids)
Cellular component (GO): membrane
Molecular function (GO): signaling receptor activity
Source: RefSeq, a predicted model, not a curated record